Molecule: messenger RNA, 417 nt
Organism: Micromonas pusilla CCMP1545
Lineage: Eukaryota; Viridiplantae; Chlorophyta; Mamiellophyceae; Mamiellales; Mamiellaceae
Exons: 1
Coding region: 1-417 (138 amino acids)
Molecular function (GO): lipid binding
Source: RefSeq, a predicted model, not a curated record
AUGGAACGACCCUUAGAACGGCUUUCCGCCGCCGGCGCCGCCUCCGGAGACCUGCUGACCCCCGCGCACAUCGAGCGGCUGGUGUUAAACCUCCACCACCAUCAUCACGACGACGACGUCCACGGCGGCGACUUGGGGUGGCUCAACGCGUCGAUCGCGUCCGCGUGGGGCGGGUUCCUGCGGGAUUGGAGCGCGCGGCUCGUCGGCGACGUCGCCGCGCGUCGUCUCGCGGUGCGCCGCCCGCGCGCGCUCGAGUCCGCGACGCUGCGGUCGUUCGACUUCGACCCGCGGCCGCCGACGUUCUCGAACGCGCGCGUGACGCGCGCGACGCGGCGCGCGUCCGACGGCGCGCGCGUCUUGGAGCUCAGGCGCGUUCUGUUGUACACUGGUCCCCGUACGACCGCGUUGGCGCGGUGA